Messenger RNA from Sugiyamaella lignohabitans, 726 nucleotides. RefSeq names its product Yuh1p (gene YUH1). Gene Ontology annotation, cellular component: cytoplasm. The record is from RefSeq and is a predicted model, not a curated record. Gene Ontology annotation, molecular function: cysteine-type deubiquitinase activity. The coding region runs from base 1 to 726 and encodes 241 amino acids. Lineage: Eukaryota; Fungi; Ascomycota; Dipodascomycetes; Dipodascales; Trichomonascaceae. Gene Ontology annotation, biological process: protein deubiquitination; ubiquitin-dependent protein catabolic process. The transcript has a single exon.
AUGACUAAACAUUUUGUUCCUUUGGAGUGUAAUCCUGAGGUGUUUGACGAGCUGAUUCAUUCGUUGGGCGUGACUACGGCACUGUCGUUUCACGAUGUUUAUGUGAUUGAUGACCCGGACAUGCUGGCCAUGAUCCCGCGACCCGUGUAUGCUCUGUUGCUGGUAUUCCCUGUGUCCGACACGUAUGAAGAGUAUCGCCAUGAUUCAGAUAAAGAUUUGGCCGAUGAUUAUUAUAACUCAGUUUCUGGCACUGAUAAGGAACAGGCGGUCUGGUUUAAACAGACAAUUGGCAAUGCCUGUGGAACCAUGGCACUUCUGCAUGCUCUUGCGAAUGGCAUUCCUGCUGGAAUGAUCGAACCUGGUUCGACAAUUGACAUACUGAUCAAAGAGUCGAUUCCUUUAAACACCGUCGAACGGGUCAAGCUGCUGGAAAACAGCACAGAAUUGGAACAACAGCACGCCAAAGUGGGUAUCAAGGGCGACACGGCCGCUCCAGACGCCGAAGCCAGCGUGGAGUUUCACUACGUCUGUCUCACUCGAGCACGCAAUUCCGACCACCUGGUCGAGCUCGACGGACGUCGCAAAGGACCAAUCGAUCUCGGACCCCUUUCACCAGACUCGGACCUUCUCUCCGAACCGGCUCUCAACAAAGUCAGAGAGUUCCUGGCCCGCGAAAGCGCCUCAUCCGCCUUCUCCAUCAUCGCCCUGGCCCCCUCCUUUUCGUAG